Messenger RNA from Pocillopora damicornis (cauliflower coral), 1872 nucleotides. RefSeq names its product lysosomal acid glucosylceramidase. The record is from RefSeq and is a predicted model, not a curated record. Gene Ontology annotation, biological process: glucosylceramide catabolic process. Gene Ontology annotation, molecular function: glucosylceramidase activity. Lineage: Eukaryota; Metazoa; Cnidaria; Anthozoa; Scleractinia; Pocilloporidae.
UGGAGAAUGCCGAAGAGAAUGAGAGUCACGAGAUUUCACAAUUCAAAAUGUAUAUUUUUUCAAUUUUUAGCGUAGGUUUGGGGCUUCUCUGUGUUCACAUCGGCGCUUUUUCUCCGCCUAAGUAUUCUAAAUGUAUCAGCAAAGAUUUUGGACAAGGAGGGACCGUUUGUCUUUGCUCAGAAAACGAGUGCGACUCAUUCAGCGAAGGAAUUCCUCUUGGAACGGAAGAAUAUGCAGUUUACACGAGUUCUAAAGCGGGAGAACGUUUUAGUCUUAAGACAGCGAAGUUUGACAAGAGUUUGACGGUUACAGAUGCUGCCUCAAUUAAUAUUUACAACAUCAGCACAGCCUUGAGGCAGAAACUUCUUUCUUCAUAUUUCUCAGAGGAAGGUAUUGAGUAUAACAUUGGACGUAUUCCUAUGGCUAGUUGUGAUUUUUCUACAAGACCUUACUCCUACAAUGAUCAUGUUGGUGAUCUUGAGAUGGCCAACUUUAGCUUGGUUGAUGAAGAUGUAAAAUUGAAAAUUCCACUGAUGUUGACAGCGAUGAAGAUGAGUAAGAAAAACAUCACAUUUUUUGGAAGUCCAUGGUCUGCACCUGCAUGGAUGAAAACAAAUAACAAGAUGACUGGGUUUGGUCAAUUAAAGGGCAAGGCAGGAGAUAAAAACCACAAAGCAUGGGCUUUGUACUUUGCCAAGUUUAUUGAGGCAUACAAGGAGAAGGGAAUAAAGAUCUGGGCAGUUACAGCACAAAAUGAGCCAUCUGAUGGAUUUAUUCCAUUUUUUUCAUUUCAGUGUAUGGGAUACACAGCUGCAAUGGAGAGAGAUUUUAUCAAGGAGGACUUAGGGCCUAUGCUAUCAGCUCGUGGCCAUGCUGAUGUGAAGAUAAUCAUGCUUGAUGAUCAGCGCAUGUUUUUGAAGUCAUGGGCAAACACUAUUCUUACUGAUCCAGAUGCUGCUAAGUAUGUUGCUGGAAUUGGUGUUCACUGGUAUGAAGAUAUAUUUCUUCCUGCCAAAGCGCUGAGUGACACUCACAACAGGUUUCCUGAUUACUUCAUUCUUGCUACCGAAGCCUGUAUUGAUCCCCACCUCUCCAAACCUCCUAUAGUCAGCCUGGGGAACUGGGCGAGAGGGAAUCGGUACAGCCAUAGUAUAAUUGAGGACUUGUCCAACUGGGCUGUUGGAUGGGUGGACUGGAACAUAGCUCUCAACAUGGAGGGAGGACCCAACUGGGUGAAGAACUUUGUUGACUCUCCAAUUAUUGUAGAUGCAGAGAAAGGACUUUUCUAUAAACAGCCAAUGUUUUAUCAUUUGGGCCACUUUAGUAAGUUUGUGCCUCCUGGCUCACAAAGAAUUGAGGUUACAGCAAGUGGCAAAUCUCCCCUUCAGUUCAUUGGUUUUACUACUCCAGCACCAUCCACGUCAACAGUAGUUAUUAUACUCAACAAAGAUGACUCUGCAGUUGAAUUGCAAAUUAAUUCUCAAGAUGGUACCAUCACUGAGACUGUGCCACCAUCUUCCAUUCAAACUUACAUCUGGUAGAAUUGGCACAAGAAUGAAGAUGAUAUUUUAAUCCAUCAUACAAUACAUUCCUGAAUCAAAAAUUCUUCACUUAGAAUUGAUUGUUCCUAUCAAAAACUGCUGUGUGAAAAGGUUAAGAGAAAAAAAAUUAAUAAAACCCUGCUGUUUCAGGGAAUUGGGAAGCUUUAAGACAAAGAGAUAUGUCCAGGAGAAAACUAAUUCUGCUUAUUCGUUGAUUGAAAAAGUAAAUUAAAGAAUUCUUUGAGGAAAACUGCUAGGGAAAAGAGACUCGUGUAGGGAUGUUCAAGCUUUAAAGUUUCAUAUGCAUUAAAAGUUUCUUUAAGGCAUAAGA